GGCUUCCGGUAGCGCAAAGGGUGUCGGGAGAGGCUUCCAGCAAACCUGCUUCCUUGGCCUCUGGAGGGGCCACCGUUGCCGCGGAUUCGGCUUCCACGAUCUGCGUUCGGGCUAAACGGCCACGGCGGCCGCUGCUGUCGCUCCCCUUGUGCCCGGCUCUGUCUGUAUUCGUUCCCAGGCGGCCGCCACGGUUCCAGCAGCGGCCGCGGCCGACAUGUUGUGAGGCGGCGGCGCGGGUGUCUGAAGGAUGGUUUGGCAGAGGCGGCGGCAGCGGCUGCUGGCGGCGGCGGCAGCGGGGGCUCCGGCUCUUUAGAGCCAAGCCCGCUGGGUGUCCGCCCAGUACCGCGGUGAGGCCAGUGCCCCUGGACCUUGCCUCUGCUCCGGCGCGGUUGGGGACCGCGGUUAGGCGACAGCGCCCGCUCCUCUGAGGGGACACGAAGGUGGUUCCCCAGUGCUCAAAUUUCCGGACCACCUUUGCUUUCUCCUCUCCGACCUGGGCAGUGCUGUCCCCGUAAUCCUCAGCGCCCCGACCUCCUUCCCAGUCUCGCCCUAAAUCUCUCACACGGGUGUUCCCCCACCCUCACGAACCGGCUCCUCCCCACCUCCCUUCAUUUUCUGCACCCUCUUCUCUUGGCGCUCCUGGGAUCACACUUUUGAGGGCAGCCUUUUGAAAAAUUCGCGGAAUAGUGCACCAGAGCUGGGAAGUUUUUAAAAGUCGGGGCGCGCGAGAGAGGGAGAUACGAUGGCUUCCUCAUCUGGCAACGAUGAUGAUCUCACUAUACCUAGAGCUGCUAUCAAUAAGAUGAUCAAAGAGACUCUCCCCAACGUCCGGGUGGCCAACGAUGCCCGGGAGCUGGUGGUGAACUGCUGCACUGAAUUCAUUCACCUCAUAUCUUCUGAAGCCAAUGAGAUUUGCAACAAAUCGGAAAAGAAGACCAUCUCACCCGAGCACGUCAUACAAGCACUAGAAAGUUUGGGCUUUGGCUCAUAUAUCAGUGAAGUAAAGGAAGUCUUACAAGAAUGCAAGACUGUAGCAUUAAAGAGAAGAAAGGCCAGUUCUCGUUUGGAAAACCUUGGCAUUCCUGAAGAAGAAUUAUUAAGACAGCAACAAGAGUUAUUUGCAAAAGCUAGACAGCAACAAGCAGAAUUGGCCCAGCAGGAAUGGCUUCAAAUGCAGCAAGCUGCUCAACAAGCACAGCUUGCUGCCACAGCCAGUGCAUCUAACCAGGCAGGAUCUUCUCAGGAUGAAGAAGAUGAUGAUGAUAUCUGAAAUUUACCAGCUGAGUUUCUAUUUCCUCUAUAAAUGUUUUUCCCUGCACAAGAAAACAGUGAAAGAAAUGCUUAUCUGUAAUUUUGUAUGCAUCUUGGUGGACUUGCCAUUGGUAUUCUAGGGAUGUCUGUUGUUAAGUUUCAUCUAUUGUGUGCUACUCAUGUAAAAACUGUCUCUUUGAACUAUUGAAAAUUUAAGGUUCAGUAUAAUAUCAAUUUUGAAUUUUUAAUGGUGUUUAUGAAAUUUUAGAUAGCAGUGAGUCCUUUAUUUGAUCAAUAAACAGUGUUACAGAAACUGUCAAGUUUAUAAAAUACAGUGAAAUUUAUACGUACAGAAACUCUAAAUCUGCAUUUGCAUUUCCUCUGCCCUUUUAACUAAACUAAAAAUUGGGAAUUUUAAAUUAUUGGGGGGAGGGUGUUGUGUGAUGCAGUAGAUGUUAGUUCAGGUUGGUGAAAAAACAGUUCAGUUUUGUAGUAUCUGAAUUUUUUGUCUUUUAAAAUGAGUAUAUAUAUAUAUAUAUAUGCAGUAAAUAUAUAUGCUCAGAUAAAUAUACUUGUUUAGAAAAAAUCUCAAAACAUUCAAAAACUAGGAAGGAGUAUGUUCAAUAGUUGUAUAAAUUCAGUGGGUUAUGUUUCUGAUUUUGUUUUUGUUUUAUGUAGAGGUAAAAACUACAGUUUUAUUAUGGCAUAAUUCAUCUUGAGCUGCGCUAUUACAUUUCAAAGACUGCCCAAUUUUGAGGACUGUCAUGAUUCUUACUAUUUCACUCCAAUAAUUGUUAAUAGUAUUACUUGCUUAGUCCAUCCAUGUUUAUUGGACCUUGUGAAACAAUUGCUUAGGUUCCAUUGGUUUAAUGGAGAUUCAUGAAUAUUCAAACCUUUGCUGGGGGAAAGAAAUGAAAGUUAAUAAGCAUGCUUACUGUAAAAGAGGGAUUUUUUGGUAAUUUAACUUGUAGUUAUAGUUUACUUAUUGUUUGUUUUUAGCAUUACUUUUACAUUUUCUUGACUAGAUGGCCUAGAGUGUCCAGUGCUUCCUUUUGAAAUGGCAUCAUUAUCUCCAUCAUAAUUGAGUGAUAGCUUUAAAAAUGAUUGGCUUUAUUUUGUUUAAGAAAGCAUGUCAUAACAGAUCAGCCCUAUGUGAAACAUAAAUAGUUUCAACCUACUCAUUAAAAGGGAGAAGGUUUACUUUGGUUACAACAAAAAUAAAGUAGUGAUUUUUAUAAGAAUCCAGUGAGUUGAGGAAAUGGCAUAUUGUGUAUAUUUUGGAAACAGAAUGAAAAAGCCUCUUAAGAUAGUAUAAAGUAAUCUAAAUUCCUAUGUCAGUUGCCAAAUCAUUUAAAUUUGUAUAUUAACCAAGCCCAAGGAAAAAUUGUGGCUGCUGGGAUUCCAAUUUUAAUUGAAGAGCUAAAUAAGUAAAGUUUAUAAGUAUUAGAUUUCUUAAUGAUCUUAUUUUGCAGUUUUAGAAAAAAUGAAAUAUUAGCAUAUGUUUAUUAAAUACACUUCCCCCAUGCCAUGAAAAGGUUAAUUUUGCUGGAUGUUUUAAGUUGAAGUUGAUACUGUAUCCUUGAAGUGCUUUGGAUAAGAUAGAAGGGGUUGUUUUUUUAAAAGUUUAAGUACCAAAGGUAGUCUAGUCUAAGAAAUAAUAAGUUAAUAAGUGUUGGCUUUUCUAAUUUGUACUGUAACAUCCUUAUACUUUCUAUUUUAAGAUUAUCUGUUUCUUAAGUAAACAACUUAGAUAUUUUUCCACACUUUUUUUUUCCCUGAUGCAGAGUUCAGGUUAAUUAAUAUUUUACUGCAUCUGAUAAUGUAUUAUAUGUUUGAAGCCUAGUGACUUUUCAUUUUGACAUUCUUGUGAUUUCAUAUGCUGUAUUCUUCAAGCAAUAAAAUUCUGAUGUGUUUUAUAAAUUGUUUUUACAUUUAAUAAUCUACAUAGAUUAGCAGCAGAUUUCUGUUAUUAACAUUUUUACUAAUUUUAAGAAUCUUAGGCCCAGAAGAUAUUUUUAUCAUUUGGUAUAUAGUACCUGACUUUC
This is a messenger RNA of Neomonachus schauinslandi (Hawaiian monk seal), 3296 nucleotides long. RefSeq names its product down-regulator of transcription 1 (gene DR1). Gene Ontology annotation, cellular component: negative cofactor 2 complex. NCBI's taxonomy places the organism in Eukaryota, Metazoa, Chordata, Mammalia, Carnivora, Phocidae. The transcript is spliced from 3 exons. The record is from RefSeq and is a predicted model, not a curated record. Gene Ontology annotation, molecular function: core promoter sequence-specific DNA binding; protein heterodimerization activity; general transcription initiation factor activity. Bases 743 to 1270 code for a protein of 175 amino acids. Gene Ontology annotation, biological process: RNA polymerase II preinitiation complex assembly; chromatin remodeling; positive regulation of transcription by RNA polymerase II.